AUGGCUCCUAGCACAAACGGCAUCAAGACUAAUGGCGCUCCGACCGAGAGCUUCGGCAACUUUGACCUGGUCAAGCGUCUGAAGCUAGAUAGUUCCGACAUUGUUUUAUCCAAGUGGAAGAGCAGGGUUACUGGGCUGUCUAUAGUACAUCUUGACUACGAUGCCCCCAUCGUGAACGGAUAUUUCGUGAUUGCAACUGAGAUUUUCGAUGACAGUGGAUGUCCUCAUACGCUAGAACACUUGGUUUUCAUGGGCUCCGAGAAAUACCCCUACAAGGGUAUCAUAGACCACCUAGCAAACCGCGGCUUCUCGAACGGAACAAACGCCUGGACCGACACCGAUCACACUGCAUAUACGGUCUCCACUGCAGGAGAGCAAGGAUUUUUACAGCUGCUUCCAAUAUACGUAGACCACAUCCUAUACCCGACCCUCACGAAGGCGGGCUUCAUCACCGAGGUCCAUCAUAUAGACGGGAAAGGACAAGAUUCUGGGGUUGUCUACAGCGAGAUGCAGGGCCGCGAAAACACGUCGGGGGAUCUCAUGGCUCUCCAGAUGCAGCGUCUGUUGAAUCCUCCGGGAAGCGCCUACCGAAGCGAGACCGGCGGUCUCAUGGAGGCUCUUCGUAAGCUCAAGGUCGAGCAAAUCAGGGACUACCACCACAAGUACUAUGUGCCACAUAACCUCUCGCUUAUUGUUGCCGGCAAGCUGGCUUCGGGCACCAUAUCCCUGCUGAAUGUCGUUCAGACCCAAGUUGAACCGUCGCUAGUUGCGCACGAACAAAAGCACGGUCCACGGCCUCAGGGCUGGAAGAGGCCAUUCUUGGAGACAGCCAGUGCCCGCAGAGGCCCUAUCAAAGAGACCGUCAAGGAUACAGUUGAGUUUCCGGAGAAGGACGAGAGUCAAGGUGAUGUUCACAUUGGGUUCAUGGGCCCACCACCCAACGCGUUCCUCGAGCGCAAGGCACUGGACAUUCUCGGUACCUAUUUGACGUCGUCCCCUGUUGCUCCUCUCACCAAGGAGUUUGUGGAGAUCGAGUCACCCCUGUGCACGUAUAUCUAUUUCGGCGAGGACACGCGCGCGACGUAUGUCGAUCUGCCCGUAUACGUCGGUUCAGUCCCUGUGGAGUACAUCGAUACCUUCGACGAGAAGCUGAAGGCUAGCCUGCAACGGGUCGUAGAUGAGGGCAUCGAUAUGAAACGCAUGGCCAUGGUCAUUAACCGUGACGAACGACAGCUUCGAAGCAAGGUUGAGACUUCCAAGGGUGACACGUUCUCUGGUACUGUGAUUACCGACUUCCUCUACGGCGCGGAAGACGGCUCCGAGCUUGGACCAUCUCUGGACGAAUUUGCACAGUUCGCGGAGCUUCGUGCAUGGACUAGCAAGCAAUGGACGGACGUACUAAAGAAGUACUACGUGGAUCCCCCUCGCAUUGUCAUCCGCGGCAAGCCUUCUGGUGCAAUGGCAGAUAAACUCGAGCAAGAUGAGAAGAAGCGCAUCGCAGAACAAAAGGAGCACCUAGGACCCGAUGGACUGGCCGAGGCAGCGAAGGAGCUCGAGGGCGCCAAAAAGGAACAUGAGGCAGAGAUUCCGAAAGACAUCUUGACCUCGUUCCCUGUUCCCGAUGUCAAGAGCAUAUCGUGGAUUCCGGUGCAGAGUGUGCAGGAGGUGGGCGUGGGUAAGGGCCGCAAGCGGAUUGUGCAUCCUACUGGCAAUGCCGAACUAUUGAAACACAUUGAGAGCGAUGGGCAGACACUGCCAUUCUUCGUCCAGUAUGACCAUGUCCAGUCAGAAUUUGUGACGAUCAGUGCCUACUUCUCUCUCACAAACAUCCCCAAUCGUCUACGACCGCAUAUAACGACGUACCUUGCUUCAUUCUUUUCGCUCCCCGUGAAGAGGGGCAAUGGACAGAAGCUGACUCACGAACAGGUGGUCAAUCAGCUCGACAACGAGACAGUAUCGUAUGAGAUUGGUCUUGGCAUAGGAAGUGCCUUUAGUGAGACAAUUCGUGUCUCGCUGAAAGUCGAGACAGAGAUGUACGAGAGCGCAAUAGCUUGGUUGAAAGACCUCAUCUAUGGCAGUGAGUUCGACAAGGACAGAUUACAAGUCACUAUCGCCAAGGUUCAGCAAUCGCUGCCGGAGAUGAAGCGGGAUGGAGACACUGUUCUGUCGUCUGUCUCAACCGACCUGCUGUACAGUAGCAAGUCUACUUCCAAGCACGGAACGGUCCUGCCACAGAUUGAGUUUAAUCCAAAGCUCGCACAGCAGCUCCAGGAGUCGCCACAAGACGUCAUCAAGGACUUCGAAGAGAUCAGAAAGUAUCUGACACAGCCUUCUGGUGUGCGGUUCUCCGUCACCGGUAGCGUUCUGGAUCUCAAGCAACCAAGAAGCACGUGGGGAAAGUACUUUGGGGAGCACCUGCCUGCGACCGAGCUUGCGCCUCUGACUUUAGCUGUCGACACUCUCAGCGCCGUCGGAAAGAACCCGGUCAAACAAGCCACCGUUGUCAGUCUACCUACAAUUGAGAGCUCCUAUGUAUCACACACGGCAAAAGGGAUUCAAGGCUUCGCACAUCCGGAGUACCCCGCGCUACGAGUCGCAUCAGAAUUACUCAACGCCACCGAGAGCUUCCUCUGGCGUUACAUUCGUGGUUCGGGCCUCGCUUAUAGUGCCUAUGUUUCCAUCGAUCUCGAAGCUGGCCUUGUUAGCUUUGGUCUGUACCGCAGUUCGAAUAGUCUGAAGGCUUUUGAACAAGCAAGAACCGUCAUGGAAGGUCUUGUUGAUGGCACAAUACCAUUUGAUAACACCGCGCUUGACGCCGCAAAGAGCAGUAUCGUGUAUGGCGUCACAAAGGGCGUCUCAACUCCCGGUCGCGCGGCAACGAGUUCCUUCUUGAACCAAGCGUUCAAGGGGUUACCCCAGAAUUAUAACGUGGAGCUUCUCGAGAAGUUCCGAGCUGUGACAAAGGAUGAAGUACUUCACGCAUUGAAGACACGGUUCUUACCGCUCUUCCAUCCUUCAUCCUCGAUUGCAGUGGUUGUCACUGCGCCAUCUAAGGCCAGCGAGAUUAGCGAGGGACUGACGGCGAUCGGUUUCGAUGUCAGCCAAAUGACUCUUGAGGCCGAUGCUGAUGAGGAUGGUGAGUCGGACGACGGCAGCGAGAGUGAUAGUGACGAGAGCAGUAGCGAUGGUAGAAGUAAUUAG
Molecule: messenger RNA, 3201 nt
Organism: Postia placenta MAD-698-R-SB12
Lineage: Eukaryota; Fungi; Basidiomycota; Agaricomycetes; Polyporales; Adustoporiaceae
Exons: 21
Coding region: 1-3201 (1066 amino acids)
Molecular function (GO): metal ion binding
Source: RefSeq, a predicted model, not a curated record